AUGACACUGAAAAUUUCUUCCAAAGGUUUCUCGAAUUUGUCGUCAUUGUUUAAAGUAAUUUCUCUGGCCAUUGCUACUGCGAUGUUACUGGUAAGUAUUGGACCUAGUAGAGUUUUAGGCCUACGGUGUUACACGUGCAAUCCGUGUACUAACAAUCCUGGCGUCUUGGCCGAAUGUACGAAUGAUGAGAGUAACUGCAUUACAGCGACUGGUAGGCGAGCACUAUACGAAGUUUCACUCCGCGGCUGCUACGCCGAUACCAAGAUCCCAGUCCCAUAUGAAUGUAGGAACUACACUUCCUACCUCCUAGACGGAGAUACCUAUGUAGAUGUCAAAGCCUGUAUAUGUGGCAUAAACGGAUGCAAUGUGGACCUACCUGCUAGUGCCCUAUCCCACGCUUUGGGAUACUUUUCCGUAUUGGGAAUCGCGAUCCUGGCUUGCUUGUUUGUGGUUUUGAAUCGAUAA
Molecule: messenger RNA, 465 nt
Organism: Helobdella robusta
Lineage: Eukaryota; Metazoa; Annelida; Clitellata; Rhynchobdellida; Glossiphoniidae
Exons: 2
Coding region: 1-465 (154 amino acids)
Source: RefSeq, a predicted model, not a curated record